Molecule: messenger RNA, 483 nt
Organism: Triticum turgidum subsp. durum (durum wheat)
Lineage: Eukaryota; Viridiplantae; Streptophyta; Magnoliopsida; Poales; Poaceae
Source: the annotation of a GenBank genome assembly
AUGUUUUCCUUUGCACACCUAGUACUAUUGCACCUGGACCAUUGCCCUAGGCUCAUACAUGUGCUUCCCUUGUCUGACUCUCUGGACACUUUGCCUCAUAUGGAUACCCUGGAGAUUGUGUGUUGUGGUGAUCUAAGGGAGGUCUUCACUCUGGACCCUAAGCAAAAGCGCCAGAGAAUUAUAGGAUGCCCCAAGCUAAGGCGCAUUCACCUGUACGAGCUCCCCAGCCUGCAGCACAUCUGUGGGAGCAGGAUGUCCGCGCCCAACUUGGAGACCAUCAAGAUCAGGGAUUGCUGGAGCCUCAGGAGCCUACCAGCCGUUAGCAGAAACAACGAGAAGCUGCCUAGUGUGGACUGCGAGAAGGAAUGGUGGGAUAACCUGGAGUGGGACGGGGUGGAGGCGAACCACCACCCUUCACUCUAUGAGCAUAGCCAUUCGUCAUACUACAAGGCCCAACAGCAAAGAGGCACAGUACUAAGAUGA